AAAAAGUGCUUUUAAACAGCAUAUUUCUCGAAGAAAUUACAAUGGAAAAGGAAGAAUCUUAUGGGGAUGAUACUUGGUCGACUCAAUAUCGUUGGAUUCAAGAUUCUUGUGAAUCAACAAUCCAUCCAAGUAUCAAUGAUAUGUCAUUUCAUAAUUCGAAUUUUUUGCAGCAUGAUAUAAACCCAAUUAAAACGGAAAAGAUCCGACGAUUAGCAAGAUUAUUAGAUGAUACACAAAUGUCUACAAAAACAAUUAAAAAAGAAAUUACAUUGAGGACACCGUAUAUCGCUUCGGACUCCAUAUCGAAUAAAAAGGAAUAUUCUCAAGAAAUUCGUGGAUCUGCAUCAUUUUUAAAUAGCCAGCUUGACGCAGCAUUAUCUUUUGACAAACACAUGAAUAUGCACUUAAAUAAUAAAGAUUCCACGUCGUCUAAAUCCUCAAGUAGUAUCCCUACAUUAACAGCAAAUAAUGAUCAAUCUUUUCUAGAACCUUCAUUACUUGAAUCAUCUGGUGUUUCGAGCUGUACAGCACAAAGUUCAUCAUCUAUUACUUUUUCUAAGAAAAAUCGUCAAGAAACAUCUCCUCAUCCUGAAACACAAUCUAGGAAGUCGCCAAACAAAAGUGACGUCUCUUCUAGUUUUUCCUGGAGUUCUGAAACGGUUAAAGAGUAUUUAAAUGAGAUAUUGGAAGAAAUAUAUCAGGAAAAAAAAGAGGAAAUAAAGUUAUUUCAUAAAUCAAAUCAUUAUAAACGAUUUUUAGGUCAAAAUACAGGCACAACACAAGAAAAUGCUAAUUUUUUAGAAAAUUUAAUUGAUAAAAAAGGGGAAGCUUCUAAGAAAUCUGAAAAUAUAUUAGAUCUUAUGAAAGAAAAAAUAUUUUUGGAUACACAUGAUUCUAAUCAUUAUACAAAUAUAUCUGAAAAUCAAAAUUCUUUAAAAUUGCAAAUAAAAGAUCAAUCUAAGCCUUUAUCUGAUGAAAAUACACAUAUUUCUCCACGGAAAAAUGAAACUAAUAACUCUUAUAUUCAGGAUUCAUUUGUUAAUGCAUCUAAUCAUUUUUUAAACAAGGCUACGCCUUACAGGAAUUCACCAAGUAUUUUGAAUAAAAAACAAACUGAUGACCAAAAGUAUACAGAAAUAAAAUCUAGACAGACAAAUUUCGAGACACAAUAUUCAUAUGAAGAUCAUAACAAAUAUAAAGAAGAUAUUAUUAACAUUCAAAAUUCUCUUAAACAACUAGCAAGUGAAUAUGAUCGCAGGGGAAAUAUGAUAGAUAAGUUAAUUGAUGAAUUUUCUGCUUUAAAAUCAGAAACUAAAAAUCAAAAUGAUGAAAAUGCUUUAAAAAUAUCUUUUGAUGAGACCAAAAAACAUGCUCUUUUUGUAGAAAAAGAUCUUGACGCUGCUAGAUUAGAAAUUGCUGAUUUAAAAACAAUUUGUCAUGAUUUAAUUGAAGCAUUGAAAAUAAACCCACAAAAUAUUCAAAAAUACUAUCCGUCUACACCAAAAGCAGGAAAUGAGGAAUCAUUAAAAGAAAAAAUGAUGCGUUGGAAAACGCAUCUUUCUCCUCAAUUUUCUCCAAUACAAAGCACAAAACCUUUUUGUUUUUCUCAGAAUGCAAAUACUUGCGAUAGAAAAGAACCAUUACAUGAUUUAAAUAUUCCGGCAAAUAUACAGAGUCCUCGGCAAAAAAUACCAUCUGUUUCAGAUAAACAAAAAGAAAUAUCUGAAAACUUCCCUGUAACUCAAACACCUCGUACUGAUAAUGAAACUUUAUCUAAUGAAAAGAUUUAUGAUCUUAAAAUGCAGCUCGAAAAAGCAGAACAAGAGAUUGAAAGAUUAAGAUCAAUUAUUCCUAAUGUAUCACAUGAACAUCAUACAAGACCAAUUACUCCACAAAAUAUGCCAGAUGCUCAUAAACCAAUUUCUAAAGCCGAAAAAAUCUAUUAUAGUUUACAACUUUAUAAAAUAGAUAAACUUUGUUCUAAUGAAACAUCUAAUCUUCUUAAGAAUAUUCUUAUUCAACUUAAUAUACCGUUUGAUUCUCUUCCAGAAACUAUUACGAGUAUCAGAUAUCAACUUCAACAAAGCUUACGACUUAGAGAGUUUGCGGAAGAAGUCCAUUUAAGCUUGUAUGAAGGAGAACCGAUGGAUCCUAAGCUUGUAAGCAAAAAAUGCUUAGGCGAUAUGAUUACAAAGGUAGAUCAGCUAGCAAGAUCCUCAAGAAGGCGAAGGAUACGACGUAGUAUAAUCUAAACAAUUAGAAAAAUUAUGCUUCAAGUCUUUUAAUAUAUAUUAAACGUUUUGUUGUAUUAUUACGGUUUCGAGUACAUUUGUUAUUAAAUGUAUUAUUUUUGGUUUUCUUUUUGAAAGUGC
Pneumocystis murina B123 is the source of this 2372-nucleotide messenger RNA. RefSeq lists its product as hypothetical. The record is from RefSeq and is a predicted model, not a curated record. The transcript is spliced from 10 exons. Bases 42 to 2252 code for a protein of 736 amino acids. Lineage: Eukaryota; Fungi; Ascomycota; Pneumocystomycetes; Pneumocystales; Pneumocystaceae.